Acyrthosiphon pisum (pea aphid) is the source of this 876-nucleotide messenger RNA. RefSeq lists its product as uncharacterized. Bases 1 to 876 code for a protein of 291 amino acids. The record is from RefSeq and is a predicted model, not a curated record. Lineage: Eukaryota; Metazoa; Arthropoda; Insecta; Hemiptera; Aphididae. The transcript has a single exon.
AUGAAAACAUUAAAAGUUUCAUUAAAAAGACACUCAAACAUAAGAUGGUCUUCGAAAUCCAAUGCCAUAAAACUAUUGAAUACUCAAAUUAAAGAAGUUUAUGGAGUACUUCAAAAUAUGAUAGCCAAUUAUUUAAAUGCUGACACUACUUCCUCUGCUCAAAGUCUACUCAAAAAGAUUAAUUUAACAUUUCUUUUAUACCUUGAUGUCUGGAAUCAAAUAUUAGGUCAAGUUGAUCGUGCUACUAAAGCUUUACAAAUGAAAACUUUGACUUUGUAUAAAGCUGAAAGUCUGAUUCAGGCAUUAGAAAAUUCACUACAGGAAUUUCGUAAUACAGAAUUCGAAGAAAAUGUUAUUCGUACUUCUACAUUAGUUACUACUUUGGGAAUAACAAACACAUUCAUGAGAUUAAAAAAAAAGAAAAGAUUAGAAUUGUACGAAGGACAGUAUUAUGGAAUACAUAUUUCGGAAAUUCAACAACUUCGCAUCAAUAUUAACAAUGCAGUUGAUGUUUUCAAAAACCAACUCAAUGGGAGAUAUGAAAAGUUAAUGGAAGUUGCUGAUGAUUUUGGAGUUUUGUCUGGUGCAUCAUUGUACAACAUGAGUACUAUAGAAUUCAAAAAAGCCGCGAUGGAUUUAGCAAUGAAAUACGAAAAAGACAUCAAUGGUGCAGAAUUUAUUGAUGAGAUUUCCGAUUUUCAGCACGUAGUGAAAUCAAUUAUUGCUGACCAUAUUAAAUCUGCAACAGUUAUUGAAUUACUUCAGCUGAUUCAAGACUACAAUUUAAAAGAAUCGUAUCCAAACAUAGAAAUUGUAUUUAGAAUCUUUUUGACAAUGCCUGCAGUAAACGUAGCUUUAGCAAACUCAAACUCAUAA